CGUGUUUUUUUUUUGUUUAAAUUCAUCAGUUGAAAUACCAGCAAUCGAUUUCGGUUCAGAUCAACGAUUAGUUUUGCUGUUCAAUCAUUAUUUGUUUUAAUAUAAUGGUAUUUUAACAGCUUUCGACCGUUUUAAUGUUUUAAAAAUAGUACACAAUACUUAAAUUUUUCAAAUCUGUAUGCAUCACUGGCCAAUAUCAAUAAACCUUAAGCCAAAACUGUGACCGUGAAUAUUCAGCGGCGGAGAAACGCGCAGCGCAUUAAUAAUUAACUAAUUUUCAUGCAAGCAAACCGAUCGGAAGACAGCGCAGAAUACAGUUUAUCGUUGAAACAAUAUCAAUUAUCAUCAAAACAAAUUGCGCAUCCAACUCCCAGUAUGUUUGUGUACAAAAGAUAAAAACGCGGGACCAUCAAUGGGAACGUCAAAUAUUCGCCGAUAAAAAUUGGUGCGGGUGUGGCAUUUAUUUUACCAAUUAUUGCAUAAAUGUUGAGUAAACAACUAGUGGGUGACUGUUCCUGCAACCCCAACCUCUGCUGGCUGCUGCCCAUUAUUUGGAUUUCACUUGAAUAAUGCCGGGCACAUCAUUCCCCGCGAAUAAUGACAACUUCAGCAACGGAUUUCCCCUGCCAAGCACACAAGCUGAGCGGCUGCUGCAGGCUCAAAACAGGCGAAAGUUUAGUUUUCCAGCGACUCUACACUCGACGACCCUCCUCGAGGUGAACCAGCGUGAGUCGACCCUUCGACGACUGAGCAAUGUCAGCGAUGUGGUCACACGCAAGCUCUCUUAUACGAUAGGCUGGAAGGCUGCACAAAUACCUGCUCAGGACAUCAUCUCCCAGGGGCGCUGUCUUUGCGGGCAUUACAUUAAACGACGUCUGCGGCGAUCAGGUCUCUUCAAUAAAAAGCUGGGCCUGCAACGCAUCCGGAGCAUUUUAGGAACCACACCCACGAGUAUUGUGCGCGAGGUUUUUCCGGCAGUACAAGUGCUGGGCGACGAACUGGAGCGCAUGCAUCCGCGGGUCUACAACGGCGUUGCGCGCCAAAUAUGUCGAAAUCCAGGUGGCGAAUUUCAUACACCCGAUGCUGUGACUAUUCUUUUGGGAGCUGUGGGCCGUGAACUCUUCCAAACGGGCAUAACCUGGAGCAAGGUAAUUUCAUUGUUUGCCAUUGCGGGUGGACUGUCCGUAGACUGUGUGCGCCAGGGACAUCCCGAGUACUUGCAAAAGCUGAUGCAGGGCGUCGAGGAUGUAAUCGAAGAUGAACUCGUACAUUGGAUCAACGAGAAUGGCGGCUGGAAUGGCAUCAAUACGCACGUCCUGCCAACUACGAACAGUCUGAAUCCAUUGGAGUGGACUACACUGGUUAUUGGUGUGGUCUUUGGUUUAAUUUUAAUUUUUAUGUUUUUGCGAUUUAUUAUAACAACACUGAUACCGAAAAUAUAUCAACGCACUACUGAUUAAGAUCAAAACAAUUACAAA
Molecule: messenger RNA, 1478 nt
Organism: Scaptodrosophila lebanonensis
Lineage: Eukaryota; Metazoa; Arthropoda; Insecta; Diptera; Drosophilidae
Gene: Buffy
Product: bcl-2-related ovarian killer protein
Exons: 5
Coding region: 570-1460 (296 amino acids)
Biological process (GO): extrinsic apoptotic signaling pathway in absence of ligand; intrinsic apoptotic signaling pathway in response to DNA damage; regulation of apoptotic process
Cellular component (GO): mitochondrial outer membrane
Molecular function (GO): protein homodimerization activity; protein heterodimerization activity
Source: RefSeq, a predicted model, not a curated record